AGAGCCGGCCAGGCCACAGUGUGGACAUAGUCCCAGGCCGCUGUGGCCCCAGCCCCGCCUGUCAGGAUGAGCAGUUCAGAUGCGGGGCUGGAGGAGGAGCCAGAGCUCAGCAUCACCCUCACGCUGCGGAUGCUGAUGCACGGGAAGGAGGUGGGCAGCAUAAUUGGGAAGAAGGGAGAGACUGUAAAGAGAAUCCGGGAGCAGAGCAGUGCCCGGAUCACCAUCUCUGAGGGCUCCUGCCCCGAGCGCAUCACCACCAUCACUGGGUCUACAGCAGCCGUCUUCCAUGCAGUCUCUAUGAUUGCUUUCAAGCUAGAUGAGGACCUUUGUGCUGCUCCUGCAAAUGGUGGGAAUGUCUCUAGACCUCCAGUGACCCUGCGCCUUGUCAUCCCUGCCAGCCAGUGUGGCUCACUGAUUGGGAAGGCUGGCACCAAGAUCAAAGAGAUCCGAGAGACUACAGGUGCCCAGGUGCAGGUAGCAGGGGACCUGCUCCCCAACUCCACAGAGCGUGCUGUCACUGUAUCUGGGGUGCCUGAUGCCAUCAUCCUGUGUGUGCGCCAGAUCUGCGCUGUUAUCCUGGAGUCCCCACCCAAAGGAGCCACUAUCCCAUAUCAUCCGAGCCUCUCCCUAGGUACAGUCCUUCUCUCUGCUAACCAGGGUUUCUCUGUCCAGGGUCAGUAUGGGACUGUGACCCCAGCUGAGGUCACCAAGCUCCAGCAGCUCUCAGGCCAUGCAGUCCCCUUUGCCUCACCCAGUGUGGUGCCAGGACUGGAUCCUGGUGCACAGACCAGCUCGCAGGAAUUCUUGGUUCCCAAUGAUCUGAUUGGCUGUGUGAUCGGGCGCCAGGGCAGCAAGAUCAGUGAGAUCCGGCAAAUGUCAGGGGCACAUAUUAAGAUUGGGAACCAAGCGGAGGGUGCUGGUGAGCGGCACGUGACCAUCACUGGUUCGCCGGUCUCCAUUGCCCUGGCCCAGUACCUCAUCACUGCCUGUCUAGAGACGGCCAAGUCUACCUCUGGGGGGACACCCAGCUCAGCUCCCGCAGACCUGCCCGCCCCCUUCUCGCCACCCCUUACAGCCUUGCCCACGGCUCCCCCAGGCCUGCUGGGCACACCCUAUGCCAUCUCCCUCUCCAACUUCAUCGGCCUCAAGCCUGUGCCCUUCUUGGCUCUACCACCUGCUUCACCAGGGCCACCACCAGGCUUGGCGGCCUAUACUGCCAAGAUGGCAGCGGCCAAUGGAAGCAAGAAAGCUGAGCGGCAGAAAUUCUCCCCCUACUGAAGCCAGCUGAGGCACAUGCAGGGGCAGGCAGGACCGCCGGCAGGGGGCUGCCUCCACACCCUACCUGCUCACGGAGACUCCACCCUGGGGUCCCAAAUGCCGCUAAUGUCCAGAAGCAUGGAUGCACCCCCUACCCUGCCCCCAUCUAUGGGAGUUUCUCCUCUCAGAGUGUGGGCAGUUUUUGGCCCAGGGUUCUAGGAGCUGCAGCAGCCCCAGGGCAGGUGCCCCACCCCUCAGCUCUGUGCUUGGAUGCAGGGUGCAGCCAGGAGCCUCCCUAGUGCCCCACCAUGGGGGGUCACUCAUGUACUCCCCAUAUCUUAGGGCUUCUGGCCUACUGUCCUUGUGGGAGUCAGAAGGGGGUCUUGGGGGUGGCUGGGGCCACACUUCUCUCCCCACCUCCUGCAGACUCCUGCUGCUUCCAUUGGUACUUUUUUGACUGGAAUGGACUGACUGGGCAUGUCAGGGAGCACCCCAAAGAGGGGGCACUGCCGGGUACCUGGGGGAGUGGCAUGGGGUCAGGGGCCCAGUUCUCAGCAGCAGACACUGUACAGUUUUUUCAAUCCCUGUUUUUGAAUAAAUAUUCUCAGCGACCAGGAAA
Galeopterus variegatus (Sunda flying lemur) is the source of this 1876-nucleotide messenger RNA. RefSeq names its product poly(rC) binding protein 4 (gene PCBP4). Gene Ontology annotation, cellular component: nucleus; cytoplasm. Gene Ontology annotation, biological process: negative regulation of mRNA splicing, via spliceosome. The transcript has 12 exons. Gene Ontology annotation, molecular function: mRNA binding. The coding region runs from base 67 to 1278 and encodes 403 amino acids. The record is from RefSeq and is a predicted model, not a curated record. Lineage: Eukaryota; Metazoa; Chordata; Mammalia; Dermoptera; Cynocephalidae.